Messenger RNA from Medicago truncatula (barrel medic), 4656 nucleotides. Its product is annotated as kinesin-like protein KIN-14C. The record is from RefSeq and is a predicted model, not a curated record. NCBI's taxonomy places the organism in Eukaryota, Viridiplantae, Streptophyta, Magnoliopsida, Fabales, Fabaceae. Gene Ontology annotation, molecular function: microtubule motor activity; microtubule binding; ATP binding. Gene Ontology annotation, biological process: microtubule-based movement. Bases 519 to 4310 code for a protein of 1263 amino acids. The transcript is spliced from 21 exons. Gene Ontology annotation, cellular component: microtubule cytoskeleton.
CGUUUUUCAAGUUUUAUUCUUUUGGACGUUUCUUUUGUUUUUGUCACAAAACAUUGAUCAAUUACGUUACAAUACAAAAAUUGUACAUUUUCUGUUCUUAAGGGUUCUUUGUUUAAUCUUCUUUAGCUAUCUAGUCCUUCCUUACUUGCUAAUCUGACAUGGAUGGCUUCUUUAACCAAUGAAAGGAAUUGAGAUUAAAAAAAAAGUUUUUGUUGGUGGUAACUGCAUGUUGGUGAUUAUGAGUACUGUCGAAUAGCAGUUAUAGCGUAGCGGAUUUUGACCUAGUCGAUAUUGUUUUAUGAUACGCUAUUUAGUACAGAGUGUUGUCAAAUAGGGCUUCUAACUGUUGCGUAGCAUAGUUUGAACAUACACAAUUGAAGAAACUGAUUCAGAGUACCGUGAAUUGAUAUGAAUUUCAGGCUUUGAAGAGUUCUUUGGGUGAUAUGACACAAAGGGAAUUUCUUUGAAAUGUAUCUUUGUGGAAAUCUUAGGUUGCUUGUCCCACUAGGAACCUAGUAAUGAAUCCCCCAUCUGGUAUAAAGAUUACAGUACCCAGAGAAUUGGGUAGUCCAAAGGACAUUUUCAAUGGAAUUGAUAGAGUUGGGCAUGUAGUAAACACUCAAUGUGAGGUGGAAGCUAAACAUCGAUCGGUUUUGGUUCAAUGGUUAAAUAGUCUUCUUCCUUCAUUGGACUUCUCAACAAAUGUCACAGAUGGUGAAUUAAGAGCAUGCUUGAGCAGUGGUACAGUUUUGUGCCAGAUACUAAACAAACUACGACCUGGUCCCGUAACUAUGGUCAGUGAAUCUGAUCAUUCUCUGCCAUCACAAUCAGAAAAUGUUAAAACAUUUCUGAAAGCUUUGGAUGGAUUGGGAUUGCCAAGGUUUGAAAUAUCAGACCUAGAGAAGGGAUCUAUGAAGCCUGUUGUGGAUUGUCUUUUAAUACUCAGAGCGAAAAGUUUGAUGAAUUCUUUGGGAGAUAAUGCUUCUUUAAGUAAUUCCAAUGCAUCAAGCCCUCGUGGGUAUGGAUCUUCGAGUUUUCAUUCUUCCCCACCAUUUGGUGUGGACAACAGGAAGCUUACAUCUGAGUCAAGGUUUCAACGUGUUAUGAGUUUUAGCCCUUCUAUGGCGGAACCAUCAGCUUCAUUAAUAUACCAGGUUGGUCAUAAGUUCCACGAGGUUUUUCAAAUUAAACCUGGAAGCUAUUCAGAUCUUCCUGCCGCAAAAAUAUCAGAAAUGAUGAAAUCAAACAGUUUAGAUAAUGCUCCCACUCAAUCGCUAUUAAGUGUUGUCAAUGGUAUUCUUGAAGAAAGCGUCGAGAGAAGAAACGGAGAAAUACCUCAUCGGGUGGCAUGCUUGUUGAGAAAGGUUUCACAGGAGAUCGAACGCCGCAUAUCGACACAAGCAGAACACAUACGAACUCAAAGUAAUCUUUUUAAGGCCCGGGAAGAAAAAUAUCAGUCGAGAAUAAGAGUACUCGAGGCACUUGCAUCUGGAACUAGAGAAGAGAGUGAGUUCUCUACUUAUCAGAGCGAACUUUUGCAACAGAUGAUUUCUAGCCAGCUUCAACAGUUGAAGGAUGAGAAGGUCACAGAGGAAGAAAAGAAGGAAAAUGAAAAAGAAAUAAUUAGGUUGACGAAAAUGCUAGAGGACAAAAAUUUGGAAAUUUCAGAAUUGAAACAAAAACUGGAAGCAACCAAAAAAACAUAUGAAGCGAAAUGCUCACAGUUGGAAGAAGAAACCAGGGAUGCUAAAGCAGAAUUGAGACAGAAGUCUCAAGAAUAUGAGUAUCGACUCGAAGAACUGAGGAACGCAGUUAAGGAGAUUGAGGAUUCUUCGGAUUCAAAAUAUCAGGAGUGGAGAGUGAAAGAGAACCAAUUGCAGACUGUUAUAAAUUGUCAAUUUAGUUCCCUGCAGAAACUGAAAUCAUCGUGGGAGUCCAUUAAGCAAGAUGCUAUGAAAGGGAAAACCGUUUAUGUAGAGGAGUGUAAUCGAUUACGUGUAAAUCUCAAACCACUCAUACAUGCAUCUCAGAACUAUCAAGCCGUCCUUGCUGAAAAUAAAAAAAUGUUUAAUGAAGUUCAAGAAUUAAAAGGAAAUAUCAGAGUAUUUUGUCGAAUUAGACCAUUCCUUAUAGACAAAAAGGAAAAACAGUCUAUUGUAGAAGACAUAGGUGAAAGUGAUUUGGUUGUGGUAAAUCCCUCCAAAGAAGGGAAAGAUGUACAUCGAUCAUUUAAGUUCAACAAGAUUUUCGGCCCUGCCGCAACUCAAGGAGAUGUAUACGCUGACAUUCAACCUUUUGUAAGAUCGGUACUCGAUGGAUAUAAUGUAUGUAUAUUCGCUUAUGGCCAAACCGGGUCCGGAAAAACUUACACAAUGACUGGUCCAAAUGGAGCAACAAGUGAGAAACUCGGUGUUAAUUAUCGAGCUCUAAAUGACCUCUUCAGAAUUUCCACAAGCAGAGGAAGCCUCAUAGACUAUGAGAUUUGGGUUCAAAUGGUUGAGAUAUAUAACGAGCAAGUUCGUGACUUGUUAUCAACUGAGGAAUCUCCAAAGAGACUUGGGAUUUUGACUCAAUCUCAAUCAUACGGUAUAGCAGUACCAGAUGCUAGCAUGUUCCCCGUAAAAUCACCUUCAGAUGUCAUUAAGUUGAUGGACAUUGGACUUAAAAAUAGAGCAAUCGGUUCGACUGCUAUGAAUGAAAGAAGUAGCCGUUCUCACAGUGUGGUCUCAAUUCAUGUUCGUGGAAAGGAUUUCAAGUCUGGUUCUACUAUGCAUGGUAAUCUUCAUUUGGUAGAUUUGGCCGGAAGUGAAAGAGUAGAUCGAUCUGAUGUAACCGGGGAUAGACUUAAGGAAGCACAACAUAUAAACAAAUCACUUUCUGCCCUCGGAGAUGUAAUCUUUGCCCUUUCUCAAAAGAGUCCCCAUGUACCAUAUAGAAACAGCAAGCUUACUCAACUUCUGCAAACGUCUCUUGGCGGUCAAGCAAAGACUCUCAUGUUUGUCCAGAUUAACUCGGACGUCAGUUCGUAUUCUGAAACUUUGAGUACUUUAAAGUUUGCUGAGAGAGUUUCCUCAGUUGAACUAGGAGCUGCACGAAAUAACAAGGAGACGAGAGAAUUAUCUGAACAGGUGACUUCUAUGAAGAACACUAUUUUGAAAAAAGAUGAGGAGAUUGAAAGGCUUAAAUCACUGAACGCAUCCAUUGGUGGUAUUUCUAAGCAAAUUCAAAAAGUAUCAAGUGGAAGUUUUAAGCACCUUGUUGAAGGUGAUAUCAAACAACAAAUGGAUGACCAUAAAACUGAGUAUCUCCGUUCGCCUGAAAAGGCUAGGCGAGUAACUCAAGGAGUCUCAGCUACAGAUUUUCAACAAAAAUCAAGUGAUUUUUCUGACAACAAGGAGUCUCGGCUUAAAUCACUGAACAAGUCCGUCAGUGGUAUUUCUAAGCAAAUUCAAAAAGUAUCAAGUGGAAGUUUUAAGCACCUUGUUGAAGGUGAUAUCAAACAACAAAUGGAUGACCAUAAAACUGAGUAUUUCCGUUCGCCUGAAAAGGCUAGGCGAGUAACUCAAGGAGUCUCAGCUACAGAUUUUCAACAAAAAUCAAGUGAUUUUUCUGACAACAAGGAGUCUCGGCUUAAAUCACUGAACAAGUCCGUUAGUGGUAUUUCUAAGCACAUUCAAAAAGUAUCAAGUGGAAGUUUUAAGCACCUUGUUGAAGGUGAUAUCAAACAACGAAUGGAUGACCAUAAAACUGAGUUUCUCCGUUCGCCUGAAAAAGCUAGGCAAGUAACUCGAGGAGUCUCGGCUACAGAUUUUCAACAAAAAUCAAGUGAUUUUUCUGACAACAAGGAGUCUCGGCUUAAAUCAUUGAACAAGUCCGUCAGUGGUAUUUCUAAGCAAAUUCAAAAAGUAUCAAGUGGAAGUUUUAAGCACCUUGUUGAAGGUGAUACCAAACAACGAAUGGAUGACCAUAAAACUGAGUUUCUCCAUUCGCCUGAAAAGGCUAGGCGAGUAACUCAAGGAGUCUCAGCUACAUAUUUUCAACAAAGAUCAAGUGAUUUUUCUGACAACAAUAGUCUUGCUCUCGGCACAGAAACUGAUGGUUCUUCUGAUAGUUCCAGUAUGAGUGAAGCCAAAAAGACUUCAGAUAAGUCGAAGACGUCCAAAGUAAUAUCCAGAACUGUUCAAGCGGUAAGGAAAUUUGGCCGAAUCUCAUCUACCACAGCUGUAGCAAAGGACCCCUCAAAGAAAUCAUCAGGUACCAUAAAAAGCCCCAGUAUUGGCACACCUAAAGCUCCAAAACGGUGGCAGUAAAAUAGGAGGCAGUACUUGUAGCUACAAUUAAAUUGCAUAGUCUUCAAAAUUUGGCACGUGCUAUGUAAAUAGGGAUUCAGAUUCCAUGCAGCAACUGCGAGAGGGAGUUACUAAUCUUGAUUGUUCGAACUCAAAUCAAUGAUGAAGAUUAUUUGAAGAUAUGUUGGUGAAGGUGUGUAAUGUAUGUCAGCCGAUCUCAAAUCGAUUGUCGAGAUCAAUUAAUGUGUAUAACUGUGUCUUUUUUACUGCACUGAAUCCAGAUUCAUGUAAAUAUAAUAAAGUCAUUGGUAUGUUGGAACUUCUAAUACUUGAAUUCUUAGUCACAUUGGUGACAUUUUGUGGAUAA